AUGGCACCCAAUACCUGGCUUCCCUUGUGGAACUCUACUCAAGAACCUCCUACAACCACUCUACAAGAACCAGAACCAAUAAAAAGUCGACUGAACCAAAAUACACCACCUCGUUCUCUUCUGUUAUCACCACAAAAAUCCACUAAUGGCAAUAGAAAAAGACACUUUUCCGCUGGUUCGAGUGCCAUGCAACCGCCAAAAGCAAAGAAUUUGGAGAUUCCAUCUCGUAGCUGGUUAUGGGGAGGAAGGUUGAAAAUGAAGACCGAGGACGACCAUGACGACACAUCAAACGGCAACGACGAAGUCCAAGACUACGAAAAUGAGGAUAUGGACGACGAAGAAGGAGACUAUGAAGAAGAGGAAGAGGAGGAGGAUUACAGUAACGAGGUUGAUGAAAGAGCAGUGAAGAAGAAACGAGGCUGGAGUUUCUGGAGCAACCAGAACACAGUCGAGAGUUCCCAGGACCAAAAGGACAACAGGGAAAGAGAAAACAAGGACGAGAAAACCGAUAAAGAGAAGGACAAAAAGCGUGAUGUUUCAAAUACUCUUCUUACGACGGCUUCGCUUCCUACAAAGCAGGAUCUUUUGGCGAACGACCAGAAACAACAGGACGGUGAAGUGGACGACGCUGUGCUCUAUAAACCUCAUGACCUGGCGCUGCAGUUCAACAAGAUCAACACUCACAAGAACGAAAACCUCCGCGAGAACCUUAUCGUUCCAAACUGGAAUCUGUGUCUUCCGCUGCAAAAUUCGUCUCUGAGUUCCACCACCGGGAUUGCACUGUCACUUUUCGGUUCUGCUUCUACUGCAAACCAGAACCAGCAACAAAAUCAAAAACUAGACCUUCGGAGUUGGCGCCAAGUAUUGAACCAGCUUCUGAACAGACUUGGUUUCAGCUCUCAGUCUCUCGUGGGAGUAGUUGGAAGUGCCGACAGAGAAGAUGGCGUGGAAAGUGAAGACUCUGCCGAAGGAGGUGCACACGCAGAAAUCAGCGAAUCCGACCAGGUUGAGCGAGAAGUCAAUCUCUUGUAUGAAAAAACCUAUAGACUUUACGGCCGCAGCCUUGCAAAAUUGCCAAAUAGAAAGAGAGCGUGCCUUCCCAACUACAACAAGUACUACACGGCCGACGGCCACACCCAGGAUCUGGAGCAGCACAAUUACCUGUACAAUCCAGAGCAGGGAGUCACCAUCAGCAAUGAUCCUAUGGGGAAUCUCUUGAUUAACCACAAGCCUAAUAGCGACCAAAAAAGCGGAACAUUUCAGUCUAAUAUCGUUACCCAGAAAGCAGGUCCGCUACGCAAAAUCAAGAAGAUUCUUAUAAUAGGAAUCCAUGGUUUUUUUCCCACCAGAAUGAUCAGACCAAUUAUUGGUGCACCCAAGGGAACGUCUCUCAAGUUUGCAAAUGAAGCCGAAAAGGCAAUGAUCCGUUACUGUAUGGAAAACAACAUGAUCUCGGAUGACGAAACAAAUAGCAUUUCGAUUCAAAAAAUCGCCCUUGAAAAGGAGGGAAAGAUAUUCGACCGAGUCCAGUUUUUCACUGACAUUUUGACCCAAUGGCAGCGAGAAAUCAACGAUGCCGACUUCAUCUUUGUUGCCUCACACUCGCAAGGCUGUGUGGUUUCGAUCAUCCUUCUUGCUCGUCUCAUCAAGUUGGGAAUCUUGAAAGAUGCCAUCAAAAAGCGCAUUGGUCUUUUGGGAAUGGCAGGCAUCAACAACGGUCCGUUUUAUGGGGUGGACAAAUCUUUCUUCAUGAAAGCAUACUCGGCUAUCGAGCACGACUCGCUCAUGGAGCUCUUUGAAUUGACAAAGUUCACCAGUGAGCAGUCGUUGGCGUAUAAAGAAUCGAUGCAAAUUAUCAUCAAUGCCAAUGUCAAGUUGACAUUUAUUGGCUCCAUCAAUGAUCAGCUUGUGCCCAUGUACUCUGCUGUUGCGUCGCAUGUGUUUCACCCCAACAUCUACCGUGCUUGUUACAUUGACCAUGCAUCGCUGACUCCUCCGUUCAUCUCGAAAUUGGUGUCGCUUUGUUGUCACCUUCUGAACAUUGGUUUUUUUGACAAUAAUGUACUCAAGGAGCUCAGUCCGAUUCUUGCGGGACCCUUGACGGGCGGCGGUCAUUCCAAGAUCUACAAUGAUGGAAAAGUGUACGAUUUGGGCAUCAAAUUUGCUCUCGACACCGAUGACAUUGUAAUUCCUCCAACGUCUUCUUCUCAUAUGAUAGCCGAACUGGCCAAUUCGAAUCACGAGGGCUUGUCGGAGGGCUCAUUGGUGAAAGGUGUGGGUGGCUAUGACUCUUUGGAUGCAGCCGCAAGUGCGGACGAAGUGCACAAAUUGCCGUUUACGAACCAGGUUUACAUCAAAGAGUACAACGUUAGUAAGGUGGGCACCAACCCAUUUAUACUCCCGUGGUGCCUCAGGGGACUUCUCUUCAACAUUGAGAAGAACUGGCCAAAUAACAAUAAGCUUCUACUGGUUGAUAAUGGAAGGGAUGUGGGGAAAAAUGGCUACGAUGAAAUCAAUGAAUUGUAUGAAUUGUUCGAGCUGUGGAAACCAGAAACAAAAUUAUUGAAGGACUUGAAGUUUCGACUCAAUGGCUUGCGGGCGAGCAAGUUGUAA
This is a messenger RNA of Meyerozyma guilliermondii ATCC 6260, 2613 nucleotides long. RefSeq lists its product as uncharacterized. Bases 1 to 2613 code for a protein of 870 amino acids. The transcript has a single exon. NCBI's taxonomy places the organism in Eukaryota, Fungi, Ascomycota, Pichiomycetes, Serinales, Debaryomycetaceae. The record is from RefSeq and is a predicted model, not a curated record.